UGCACCGCCUUCUCUGACCUGUAGGACAUUUGAGCGCAGCGCGCGAGCUUCACGCGCGACUCGGAAAAAUGGCUCGUGUCUCUUUAAGAAGACGCUCACGUCUCUCCUUCUGUUGCACCGAGAGGCUGGCCGGUGUUUUUCCACUCAUGCCGAUGUCUAUUGGUCACCCAUUUCAAGAGACAAAGGUCGGAAAUAAAGGCUUAUAAAUUCAAUUUACCGCGACACAUCCAAUUCAGCGUCGCACGAGACACAAGAGGCACAAAGGAGACACUGGAGACACUUCUAUAGGAAUAAAAAAGGACAAAAAUCAGAGGAGCAUGGCACAAAAAGAGAAGCUUCAAUGUCUGAAGGACUUCCAUAAGGACACACUGAAGCCAUCCCCGGGAAAAAGCCCUGGCACCCGACCUGAAGAUGAAGCUGAGGGCAAACAUCCUCAGCGGGAGAAGUGGGCCAGCAAACUUGACUUUCUUCUGUCAGUGGCUGGAGGCUUUGUUGGUUUAGGAAAUGUCUGGCGUUUCCCAUACCUCUGCUAUAAGAAUGGUGGAGGAGCAUUUCUCAUCCCAUACUUCAUUUUCCUGUUCGGUGGAGGCCUACCUGUGUUUUUUCUGGAGGUGGCUCUUGGCCAAUUCACUUCUCAGGGAGGAAUCACUUGUUGGGAAAAAAUCUGCCCUAUCUUUACUGGUAUCGGCUAUGCUUCCAUUGUGAUUGUUUCCCUGCUGAACAUCUACUACAUUGUGAUUUUGGCUUGGGGCUUAUACUACCUGUUCCAGUCCUUCCAUCCUGACCUUCCCUGGGCCAGCUGCAAAAAUAGUUGGAACACAGAUUCCUGUAUAGAGGACACACUCCGGAAGAACAUGACUCAAGGGGGGGCUGUCAAUAUUUCCGACUACACAUCGCCAGUCACUGAGUUCUGGGAGCGCAACGUUCUUAGUAUUUCUGACGGCAUCGAGGACAUGGGCCCUGUUAAAUGGGACCUAGCUCUCUGUCUCCUUGCAAUGUGGGUCAUCUGUUUCUUUUGCAUAUGGAAGGGGGUGAAGUCUACAGGAAAGGUUGUGUACAUCACAGCAACUUUCCCUUUUGUCAUGCUGGCUAUCCUCCUGAUCCGGGGUGUCACACUUCCUGGAGCAGCCGAAGGAAUCAAAUUCUAUCUGUAUCCAAAUGUCACCCGUCUUCAAGAUCCUGUGGUUUGGAUUGAUGCAGGGACACAGAUUUUCUUUUCCUAUGCCAUUUGUCUGGGAGCAAUGACAUCACUGGGGAGCUACAACAAGUACAAAUACAACUGCUACAGGGACUGUUUGCUGCUGGGAGGCCUGAACAGCGCUACCAGUUUUGUGUCUGGCUUCGCAAUAUUUUCCAUCCUGGGCUUCAUGGCACAAGAGCAAGGGGUGGACAUUGCCGAUGUGGCAGAGUCAGGUCCUGGCCUGGCCUUCAUUGCUUACCCUAAAGCUGUGACGAUGAUGCCACUGCCUACAUUUUGGGCCAUUCUCUUCUUCAUCAUGCUUCUGCUACUUGGUCUCGACAGUCAGUUUGUUGAAGUGGAAGGACAGAUCACCUCACUGGUGGAUUUGUAUCCAUCCUUCCUAAGGAAGGGUUACCGUCGAGAAAUCUUCAUAGCUAUAAUAUGCUUUGUGAGCUACCUGCUGGGACUUGCCAUGGUCACUAAGGGUGGCAUGUAUGUGUUUCAGCUCUUUGACUACUAUGCAGCCAGUGGUGUGUGCCUUUUGUGGGUUGCAUUCUUUGAAUGCAUUGCAGUAGCCUGGAUUUAUGGUGCUGAUAAUUUCUAUGAUGCAAUUGAGGACAUGAUUGGAUACAGACCAAAUCCUUGGAUGAAGUGGUGCUGGACUGCGAUCACACCUAUACUUUGUGUGGGAUGCUUCAUCUUCUCUUUAGUCAAGUACAAGCCUCUGACGUACAACAAAAUCUACGAGUAUCCAGACUGGGCUAUUGGUUUGGGUUGGACUCUUGCUCUUGCCUCCAUGAUUUGCAUACCUAUGGUGGUUGUGAUCAAGAUUAUCCAGUCUGAAGGCCCUCUCAUUGAGAGGAUAAAAGCAGUGGCAGCUCCAGUGCGAGGCAGUACCAACCGAUCGAAGGGCUCAGAAACGUCACAUCCCCUUGACCCCAAUGGGAACAACGGCUUGAUCAAGCCCAGCCACACUAUUGUUGAAACCAUGAUGUGAGCGCUCUCUGUGAGAGAAUCCAAUCACCUUCUUUCCAAUAUAUAUAUAUAUAUAUAUAUAUAUAUAUAUAUAUAUAUAUAUAUAUAUAUAUAUAUAUAUAUAUAUAUAUAUAAUUAAAACAUGUUGACAUAGUCGUAGGACCAGGUUUACAUAUCUGCACUAGAAAUUUUCUUUCUUUCUUUCUGGGGUUUUUUUUUGUUUUUUUUUACAAAGGAAGUUACAAUUGUUUGUCUGUGCUUUUAAUAUUUUUAUCAUAACAUUGUUAUAUUACUGUUAUUACCGUUUGUGAUUGCGAUUUCCAUACACAAACACCAGUAUCACAAAAUCUUCAAAUAUUUAGUUUUUCUUUUCUUUUUCUUGUUUUUUUUUUUUUUUUUUUGUAAAUAUUGACAUUUAAAUGAUGAUGUUAGAGUGGACACACCAGACCAAUUUAGUGCUGCAAAUGGUAAAUGUUUAUAGUGUUUCGAAAGUAACUUUAGUGUACCUAGAUAAAAAGUGUAGUGUUGGACACUUUUCUUUUUUUGUAAGACGGCUGUGCAUAACUAUUUUAAUACCAAAAGUUAGACUGAAAACUAAUUGGAGAUUCAAAACUCAAAGAUUGUUGGUAAUGGAAGAGAGACACUACUCUAUUUUCUGGUGCGAGUUGUGGAACGCAUGGUUGAACACACUCAAAACACCACUGCACAUGAGACUUGAGUUAGCACAUCUAAAUUACCAUAAGCUGUCUUUAAAAGCACAAAUGGUCACACUAAUUCUUACGAUACUGAUCGAGCACAACAAGCUUUACAUUACAACAUCCAUUCUGCCCACCAGUUAUACACUGGGUCUGUAUUCAGAGUUGACCUAAGUUUGUAAGGUCCAGCAAUAUAUACGAGGGGAAAGUAGUCAGAGAUGGCCUGCACAAAUAGUUUUUAAUGGGCUCGUUUAAGAAAAUUUUCAGCAUGAUGUUUGUCUGCAUUUAUGGACAUAUUUUUUCCUUAGCCAAAGUGCUUGAGACUGGAUUUUACUGUAUCAAAAAAUAUUGAAAAAUUAGAACAAUUAAACCUGAACUAAGACAAGAACAAUAAAUACGGUCUGAAGAAAUAAAUAUGGCCAAAGUAAUACAAUGUAGUUUUGUAUUAUAACAAUACAUGAUAUCCAAAUGAGCAUUCAUUCAUUAAAAUCAGUUUAAUCAGAGUCUAGUUUGUUGGCAAAACAGGAUAUAAUAUGUAGCGGUACACUAACUCUAUUUUAUAUAUUUAUAAUUUCACAUUAAUAACUGCACGUUAUAUUUAACAAUCUGGCUUCCAACUUCAUUAUUCUUGAUCCAGCAUUGAUAUUAUUUAGUUAAAAAACAUUUAUAUAAUAAUGAGCACAUACAAAUUGUGUACUUGCGCAGAAGACAGUUAAAUGAAGCAUAGCUGUGGGAGGAAUGAAAUCCUUGGACUAAAUAGUUUUAAAUCAAUGUGCUGUCUUGUAAAAAAAUAUUUUUGAACUAGUGCCAAUGGUUUGAAGGACAAAAGUGCUUGUUUGCUAUUUUUACAGUCGGCUUUUAUAAUUGCCCUUUGAAGUUUUUCCUAUUAAAUGUAUCCGUUCUUGACAACCGUUAAAUAAGAUGCUCUCUAACUCCAAUGCUCUAUUUUUCAACCAUUUAACAUAAUGGAAUAUUAAAAAACAAAGAAAUAUAUUGACACUUGGGUAUACUUAUGGCAAAACACUUUAAAGGUAAUCUGCCUGACACUGAACUUAAUACUGCGACUGGAUCUUGGGUCCAGGUUUAAGAAAAAUGCAUGUCAAAGAUGCACCUGUUACCAAUAAGUUGAAUUAGACCAAAAACAACGAUCAACUUUCACACCUGAACAGCACAAUUUUGCAGUUAAUUCUGUUUUCUGGCGCCACAAUUUCAGCAUAAGAUUCUCCCCAAGUUACUCAACUCUGAAUACAGCCUAAGUACUGCAUCUUUUUGCAUUGUUCUUGUAUUGGUGCAAUUUGGUGCUCAAACAAAAUUCACUUCUAUUCACAUUUUAACACUCCCUAAAAAAUCCCUACUGUCAAUUAUUAUUAAUCAAUUUAAUAAGAAUGUAUCAGGGCGUAGACACAAACUUAUAUUGAAUUAUAUAUAAAAUGAUACUUGUCUAAGCUUUUUGUGUCACACCAAUUCAGAGGUAGUAUUUUAUGGUCAAAUCCAAGCUGUUUGUACAUGUCAUUUCUUUUUUUUUUUCCAUUGCCUGUUUGUAUUCUUAAUAUUAAGAUUGUUCUUGGCUUCUGUCAGCAAUUCUUAUAUUUUUAUAGGACAAAAGAUUUUAUAUAGAGCUUUUAAUCAGUGCAAUUGAUGGAAAUUUGUAAUGUGCAAUACUUUGUAGAAUGAUAUGCGUCGUUCCUGUCUUCUAAAGAAGAUGGUACUUGCAGUGAAAUUUCUUUAUAACAAAAAUAACAGGAAAUAUCAGGCACAUUGGGGCCAAUUAAUCAUUGCAAGGUAACACCGAGAAAAAAAAAAACAAUUACAAAAACAUUUACUUACUGUGAUACUUUACAUAAUUUAGUAUUUUGAGUUUGUCACAUAACAUAGUUACUUUUUCUUAUUAUGAUUUUGAACAGCCUGAUUUAGACUUAUACUGUAGAUCAUCAAGCAUUGUUGUUAAGCAACAUUAUUUGUUUUAAAUCUAAAAGUGUAAAAUGGCUUUAUUAAAAAUCAAAUAAGUUUUAGAGCAUAAAGUCCAGAGAUCAAUGGAAUAUUCCUUUUAUUUUUUUCCCCCCAACCUAAUCUUUAUCCUCCACAUGAUUGUUUAUACUGAGAAAAGAACCCGAGAGCAGUUUUUAGAGUAGCAGCUAUUCUUUUUUUUUUUUCUUACUUUUUUUAUAGGUAAAUGUACAAGUACAGGGAAACGUGUUCAAGCGAUUGUUGGUAAUUGCCCUCAUGCUGUAAUGAUGUAGCUCGAAAAAGCGGAAAAGCUUUGGAAUGUUCAGUUUAGUCUCAGGAUCUGAUCCUAAUGCAGAAACAGAGACUCAAAGAGAAAAAUCUGUUUUACACCUUCAUGGUUUGGCAAAGUGUUGAUGUUAAUUUAUGAUUUUUUUUUUUUUUUUUUUUGAAUGACAAACAAAAAUUCUUUUUAAAAGUUUUUGGAGUACCUAAAACAUUUUCUUAAUAAACAUUUAUUUUUGGAAAAAAAAAAAAAGAAAAAACAUCAUAAAGCCUUGUGCUUUUGCUGAACACUGCCAGAAAUGAUUUCUUAAAAAAAAAAAAAUUGAGGUGGAAUUUUUCAGACGUUAGUGAAUGCCUUUGCGUUCAUGAAGCAUACAGAGGGAAGCACUACCAUACUGUGUCUCUUUAAGGUGACCCAACAACAAUGCCGUUGCCAAGCCAGGGUUUUUUAACACAUGUCUGGCUUCCUAAAAUACGGCUUGUGAGGACACGACCAGAAGCACCAUGUUAGGUAAUGGAAAAACUGGGUCCAAGAUAAAACUGAACAUUGUAUAAAUGUGCUUCUCCGUUCUGUUCACUGCGUUAAUGUUUCAGGGGUCACUGAGAGUUGCACUGAGCCAAAAGGGCUGAUCUGUUGUUGUUUUUUUUGUUUUUUUUCCCCCCCUAGCUGCUGUUGUAGUGGUGAUCUUAUUUAAAGCAGACUGAUAGCCCCCAUGGGAUGAGAAAUCUGGAGAGCUUGCAGAAAUGCACAAAACUUCCCAAGCUUAACUUGCAGAAGGAAGAAUCAUUUCUUUCUCAGGGUACAUAUGAUUAAUGAGUCAAAUUCCCAACAGAGAUAUCUACUUUGUUUAUUAUCAGAGCAUGGAAAUUAAAACCAUAACACUGUGUCUUAGACAUAAAGUUUCAAUUAUUGCGCUUAAAAUAACGGGAUUACAUUUGUUUGUAUUUUUUAUUAAUCUAUAGUUCUGAAUUGCCGAAAUUGAUAUAAAGCACAAUGGUGUACAUUUUGACAUUUUACUGGAUAAAAGUUAUAUAAAAGUCUAUACAGUAUCUAUUACAUUAGCUUUUUAAUAUACAAGUGAGCCACAAGAGAAUCCAGGCCUACUGUUUUUUUAGGCCUCGCCCAAGGGCUUGGACAUGCCUCAGAUUUAAACUUGCAACCUUCUGCUUACUCGCAGGACAUGCCCAUUGCCUAUAGAACAGUUUUGCACUUUUGUGAUCGAUUUGUUUUAAUAAAUGGACAAUUCCCUUGCAUGCAUCAGCAUAAACCAGCCCUUUAUUUUUAUACCCUAACCAUUCAGAAUCAAGAAUUUAACAACGCUAUCAAUUGUUGGUUAAUUUACUGUAAUUUGGACAAUAGAGCAGCUGCACUCAUUCUGCAAGAGAAAUGUUUACUGAGGGUCUAAUAACUUAUUGUAGGAUUUUAGUCCAUAUAAAACGAUUUUAAAAUCGAUUUUUUAAUGUCGAAUGUUUCUGCGUGGAGAAAUUUGUUAGGCGUUAUUGUAAAAAUUCUCCAGAUGUCAGAAGGAAAGCGAUCACAUUUAAUAUCCAGAGAUGCUGGAGAAAGAAUGAAGGUUUAUACAGUAGCUGCUGUAAUGUAAGGAACGAUGUAAUGAAAACAGGAACUAACUUAUGCUUAUGGACAUUUCACUGAAUAUAGUUAUAUAGUGAUCCGCAUAUAGUAAACUAUAUAAAUAAUACAUUUAUUCAGAGUAUCUAUAGAGGUUGUUUUUUUUUAAUUGGAAUAACGGAUUGCUGUAGCAUUAAAGGUAUAAAAACAAAGCAUUUAAGAUUGUGCUGGUAUGGGCAUGUAAUCAACUUUACGGGAAAAAAAGCACCAAAGACAACAGAAAAAUAUAAAUCAUUGACUUGCAGUGAUCAAUAUUCAUCACAUUUCUGUUUUAGAAUUGUAAAAUUUGUACAAAGAAAUUACUUAUAUAAAAUUAUGGCUAUAAAAGACAUUAUUUAUGUACCGUUAUCCCAUGUCCAAUAAUUAUGAAUACCAUAAUUUAAUGUAUUAAAAGUUUUUUUAAUGCCAACUCUCAAAAUUUAUAAAAACAUUGACUCACUGAAGCUUAUUUCCUAAAACAUGACGUUUAGAUUCUUUUUUACAUUUUAAGGGGGUACAUCCGAAUGACUUAAUACACUGUAUUUAUACAUAAGUUAUUGAUUAAAUGAUUUAUUUCAUUCACUGUUUAAUUUUUUAUUUGUUUUUCGAACACAUGAACAACAGAUUUUUCUCAUUCUUUUUAAGUUUUCUUUCUUCUAAUAUUCUAUUAAAAAAACCGAAACUAUAUAUUGCUAAGCCUGACAAAUAACAAUAUAAAAACAUGUUGAUGAGCUGUAAUCACAAUAAAAAAAAUAAAAAAAGA
Molecule: messenger RNA, 7451 nt
Organism: Silurus meridionalis
Lineage: Eukaryota; Metazoa; Chordata; Actinopteri; Siluriformes; Siluridae
Gene: slc6a6b
Product: solute carrier family 6 member 6b
Exons: 14
Coding region: 318-2177 (619 amino acids)
Biological process (GO): taurine transmembrane transport; sodium ion transmembrane transport; neurotransmitter transport
Cellular component (GO): plasma membrane
Molecular function (GO): taurine:sodium symporter activity
Source: RefSeq, a predicted model, not a curated record